Molecule: messenger RNA, 2202 nt
Organism: Daktulosphaira vitifoliae (grape phylloxera)
Lineage: Eukaryota; Metazoa; Arthropoda; Insecta; Hemiptera; Phylloxeridae
Product: RNA polymerase II subunit 5-mediating protein homolog
Exons: 8
Coding region: 266-1279 (337 amino acids)
Biological process (GO): negative regulation of phosphatase activity; negative regulation of transcription by RNA polymerase II
Molecular function (GO): transcription corepressor activity; phosphatase inhibitor activity; chromatin binding
Source: RefSeq, a predicted model, not a curated record
UCUCACCUCUCAUUAUAACACGUAUGAAUAACAUAAUUUUUUAUAACUUUAUGAGUAAUUAUUCAUUAGAUAAUCAAAUUUUCAUUUUAUUUAACGAUUAUAACUUUCUUAUCAUUGACGAACAGCGUCGCACACUGAGUAAUUAAUAUCGUGUCACGUAAUAUUUUUGGAUUAAUUGAGAAUAGAAACGCCGGUUUUUGAAAUGAAAUACUUUAAUCAAAUAAUUGAAUUUAAUUGUAUAUUUUGUUGAUUUAUUGAACUUAUUAUGUCUAAUCAAUUAAGAGGUACAUCUUUUGUUCAAAAAAUUAACUAUGAGGCCCUAGAGCAUACAAAUUUGCUUGAACAGAAAUGGAAAGGUUAUAAACAUGAAUACGAAGAUUUAAAAAAAUGUUUAGAAGAAUAUCCUAAAGAAUUAUCAGCAUCUAUAAUGAUGCCAAUAGGACCAAAAGUAUUUGUUAGAGCACAACUUUGUAAUACUAAUGAAAUAAUUAUUAGACACGGUGAGAACAUUUUUACCAAACAAACUGCUUUUCAAGCAAAAUCUGUGUGUGAUCGUCAAAUAAAAAGGUGUACUAAUGCACUUGCAGCCAUUGACAAAGAAAAAAAUUUCUUAAGUCAAAAUAUUGUGGCUAGACAUCAGGCCACUACUGAUGUUACUCAAGAAAUAAUUGAACCAUUAGAUGAAGCUGAAGAAGCAAUAUGGAGAGAAAGGCAUAAAAUUAAAGAAAGAGAAUAUAGACAGCAAUUAGCAAAAAUGCGUAAAAAAAAUUUAAAAAUAGAAAAUGAUGCACUUAAACGACUAGAGGAACUAGAAUUACUUGAAACACUUGAGGAUGAUUUAAUACGGAAUGAAGUUAAUAUAGACAGUGAUGACUCAUCAUUAAAUGAGAGCAACGAUGAUGAUGAUGAUGAUGGUGACAAUGUCGAUGAUGAUGAUGAUGAUGAUAAUGAUACAAAAGAACUUGAGAUUGUUUUUAGUGAAGAUGCUCCCGUAACUUGUAUCAAGAAAAAAUCUUUCAAGAAAAGGGUUUCAUUUAACAAUGAUGUUCAAAUUAAAGAAUUUGAAAUUAGGCCCGAAGAAUACUUUAUUCAAAGAAAAGAAGAGCUUAUACACAAUAAAUCAGAAAUAUUAUUAACAGAAAUAGAUGAUAUUAUAGAGAGAGAAUCAGACUUGGAUACAUAUAUUACAGAAGAAACAAAGGAAGAAGAAAGUAGUGACAAUAGCACUAAACCAAUUAGCAUGUUUAAAGCUAAUCGAAUGAAGAAUAAAAAAAACUAAGCCGUUCUUCAGUAGUUACUUAACAAGUUCAUUAAAAAAAAUUCAACAGUUAAUGACUAAAAUAAGUAUAAUAUUUGAUUUAAACUUAAAUUUUAGUUUUUGAAAUAUUUAUGUAUUAAUUUAUUUGUAUUCAUACUAAAUAUUAUUCCAUACUUUCAUAUUAUCACUACUAUAACUGCCAUCACAACCGCUCUAAAGUAUUAUAUUUUGAUAAAUUAUAUAAAAUUUGAGAAAUAUCUCGCAAAAAUAUACUAAUUAAAUAUAUUAUGUAAUGUAAUAAUAAACUUUUGCUGGACGGCUAGUUUGUAAUAUUUCAGAAAAAAAAUAGAUGCCAAAUUAAAUGACAAAACUAAACAAACAUAAGUCAAUAAUUUACUAAUAAUUAUUUUUCAAUAAUAAUAUUUAAUUGAUAUUAUAAUAUAAUUACUUCGAUAAUAGUGAGGAUUUAAAGGUAAAUAUUACAUAAUAUAUUUUUAUGUGACAUAAAAUUGCAAUUAUAAAAAAUUCAUAGCUUAACUAAUUAUGUAUAGCAGGUAAUAACAUUUGUACUUGAGAACAUUAAAAUUAUAUAUAUGAUUAAUAUUAGAUAAUAUAUUUUUCCUUGGCUUGUUAUGGUAGCAAUACUAAAUAUGUAUAUUAAUAGCAAAAUAAAAUCUAAAAAAAUACUGUGAGCACCAUCUAAACAUUUAUACUAGGUAUGAGUUAAUAAUUAUUUUAAAGUUAAAGAAAAAUUAUAUUUUAGUUGAGUGACAUUUUUUUUUUUAUAGAUUUUUUGUAUAAACAAUGCAUUUAAGUUCUUUAAAAUUAGCCACAAGUAAUUAAUUUUUAUUAUAUAAUGCAUUUAAGGUUAAAUAAUUGUAAAAUAUGUCAUAAUAUUACAAACAAAAUUUUUUUUAAUUGUAAUCAACACACUAACUUAAAUC